AUGACACCAUAUCAUUAUUUGGCCAAUAUACUUGAUCCAAAGUAUAAAGGACAACAUCUAAAUGAGGAAGAAAUGGACCAAGGAAUUAAUUAUGUAUUAGAGUACCAUCCUGAAAUUAUGUGUGCAAUUUUUAAAUUUAAAGCUCAGACAACCCCGCUCAAAGACUAUCUCUUUUCCAAUAAUGCUUUAAAUAAAGCUAUAGUAUAA
Messenger RNA from Macrosiphum euphorbiae (potato aphid), 207 nucleotides. Lineage: Eukaryota; Metazoa; Arthropoda; Insecta; Hemiptera; Aphididae. The record is from the annotation of a GenBank genome assembly.